This is a messenger RNA of Prorocentrum cordatum, 4536 nucleotides long. The record is from the annotation of a GenBank genome assembly. NCBI's taxonomy places the organism in Eukaryota, Dinophyceae, Prorocentrales, Prorocentraceae.
CUGGGGAUCAGCGACCACCUGGACAUUGGGGACUUGGUGGAGAUCAACGGCUCCCAGGACAUCGGCGACCCCCUGGAGCUCAUCGACCACCUGGACUUCGGCGACCCCCUGGCGGUCCACAACCACCAGGGCUUCGGAGACCAGCUGAAGAUCCUUGACCACGUGGACGUCGAAGAGCAGCUGGAGGUCACCAAGAGCGACCUCCAGAACCUCAGGGGCCAGGAUCUCGCUGGUGAGCAGGCUGGGGCCAUCACCUACGCCAACACUCACGCCAGCGCUCACGCCAGCGGCCAGGGCAGCUCCGACGUCAGCAACAACGCCAGCACUCACGACACCCACGACAACUACGUCACCAACGACAACCACGUCAGCUACGACGCCCACGGCGAGCAUGAGGACCACGGCUCCGACGCCGGCACCGACUACGGCACCGACGCCAGCCGCACCGAUGCCAGCUGUAUGAAGGUCUAUGUGAAGAUGCUCACGGGGAAAACCAUAUUGCUCAAGGUGGAGGCUGACUACACGAUCUGCGACGUAAAAAUGGUCAUCCAGGACACUGAGCGCAUCCCUCCCGACCAGCAACGCUUGUUUUUUGGAAGUGAACAGCUGGAGGACAGCCGUACGCUCACGGACUACAACAUCCAGAAGUACGCCACGAUGCAUUUGGCGCGGGCAGAUGCCCGUCCUGCAACUUGGAACGGCAACCUCAGCCCCCAGCACUGCCGCCACCUGGACAAGCAGAGGGCGCUGGAUCUGGAGGGGGAUUUCGUGGAGGACGAAAUCACCCGGCACGUGGAGCUUGCGCAGGCCAGCAGCUGCACACAGCGGCCUGCCCGACAUCACGUCGAAGUCAAGAUCCCCUCCACAUGGUCCGACCUCCACUCCACCCUCCUCAAGCUCGCCUUCAACCCCAAGGCUGCCGACCCCUGGCACAUCCUGAGGCUCGGCCCACUCGACGGCCCCGAGCCCACGGAGCAUCUCAUAGCAUCCCGCGCAAGAGCGGCGACCACCCUAUGCUCCCUGGGCAAGAGCGCCGACUGGCACCUCUCGGAAACUGGGCUCGCGGAGGCAGCUGCUGCGACAUUCCGGACGGCUGCUGAGCGCUGCGAGGAGCAGUUGCCUGAAGUCCUCCGCCAGCGACGGCGAGUACGCCCUUCGCAGCUCCCCCGGUGGAAGGAGCUCGGCGCCUCGGCCAUGCAAGCAGUGAGAGGCAUUCCCGCAUGCAACGGCGCGGAGAUGGCCACCCAGUGGUCCAAGCUGCUGGACGACACGGGCGCCGACCACAGCACCACCGUCAAGCAACACCGAGACCUCGCCGCUCUCCUCGAGAAGGGCGACAGCCGGGCACUGCAUGCCAUGGGUGGUCGACACAUCGUGGCCUGGGCUCCGACGGACACUGGCGCUCUGAUGAGGCUACUUUCCGACUUACUUCGACAACGUGAUGUUGCUCUUCGCCCGCGCUGCUUGUCGCUUCUGGCGCCCCUCCCGAACUACCCCAGAGUUGACACCCCAGCCAAGGUAUUCGACCUAUGGUGGCAUCCCCUUCUCGGCGACGCCGCUGCAGUCAUAGCCCUGGUGAAGCACGUCGACUUGAUUCUCCAGCCAGUGGAGUAUAUCCUACCUGGCCAUGCGGCUCCUCGCCACGUGCGUCAAGGUCUGGCAUGCUUCACCAUCUGCAUGGAGGCCCAGCGGUCCGUCCCGACGGUGCACAAGCCCUUGACCCCGCUACUUGCCAUCCCAGCGGUGAACUCUGUUUGGAUCGACCUUUCCACGGACUCCCUCCAGGCCUUGAUGCGCAACCUCUACAGCACAGAGGUUGAGAGCUAUGCUUUGACAAUCCUCCCAAGAGGGACCUCGCGUAGCCCUGGUAGCUCCCCGGCGGUUCGCCGCAGCAUGGUCGAGGUGCUCUUGCCGAGCGCCGCGUCGGAAGCCAGCGUCGUUCUGGCCAUCCGAUUUCUGCGGCGGUCUGUGUUGACGUCGAGCAUGUGCAUUGGACGUCGCGACCUGCACGCGUCCCCGGACGCGCAGAUUAUGGAAUGUAAUGGCCCUCUGGCGCUCUACAAAGCUUGGCCUCUGUGCUCUCAGGCACUAUUCCUGUCAACUGACCGCAUGCUUAUUCUGUCGGUGGCCUCGGCGGAGUCCUGGCAGCCCAUCCUGGACGAGUCUCUCCUGGAGGACGCCGAGCAGGCGAUCGCCAAGAUCAAGUGGAAGCCCAGCCGCUGUGGCGGCCGCCCGUGGGCUUGGCCAUCCGACACUGCCAAUGCUCUCGGCGCUUCCCGGCGUCGACGCGGGCGGCCGCAGCGGCAGGGAGACAUGACAGAGUACAUCACUGAGGUCACCAUCGCUGGCGAGACCAGGGACAACGGGCAGGUGGUGCUGGGCUCCUUGAUGAACCAUGUCACCUCGGCCACGGGGCUGGCCAUCAGCUUAGCUGCGGCUGGGCAGGCCCCUCUACCGGGCCAGUGGAUCCACGUACCAGCCGCCGAUGCCGCGGCCCCUCGCGAGCGCGCGCGGCUCUACCUGCAGUCCGCAGAGGAGGUCCAGAAAGUCUACCGCGCACUCCAUGAACAAGUACUCCAGGUCGGUACCGACCACCUGAGCAUCACGGUGUCCAACGACGUGCGCUGGUGGGUACGCUGCUGGUUCGAAUUCGUGUUCUUCUUCUCCCAUGGCUUCGACUUCUCGGACCCUGCCGGUUGCAGGCGGCCACGCGGGGCGAGCCGGAGCCCCUACUUGGACGCCGUCUCGGUGGUGACAUGGAACUGCCAGGCCUUCUUUGCUGCCGACCCCCAGCGCCACCGCAAGAAAUCUCAGCACGUUUUCCGCCUCAUGCGCACGCGCGACGUCGGCCUCUGGACGGAGACGCACGGCACGCAGGGCAGCGGAGACGUCUGGCGCAAUCCCCCAGGCUGCACCUCAUGGUGGUCUCCCGGGCACGUUGCAGGUAGCGCAGGGGUUGGCAUAACGGUCAAGAACACGUUCCUGCAGCACUUCACCGACCAUCCGCGGUGGAAGAUCCUCCUUCGAGGGGCGACCACGGGCGGCCGCGACCGAUGCGACGAGGUCAGCUGGCAGCGUCAUCUUGCACAACCUCAUGGGCUACAUGAGCUCCAUCAGCCCGACAUGUCUUACGCCUCUCCUACCUCUCGCUCGCGCCUCGACCGGCUCUACACUAACCAGUGCGCGGUAGAGGGCCUCGAUAGGGCGAGGACUUGCGCUGCCCUCACAUGGUGUCCAGAGCUAUCCCGGCACCGGGCAAUCAGCUUUCGCCGCCAGGUUCCUCAACGCACGCCGGAUAUGCGUGCGCCCCUCCCGGACCAGGUGGUCGAACACCCUGAAUGGCCGCGGCUGGUGUGCUUGGCCUGGCAGGAUUUGUUGAAGGACGAGCCCGAGGCCUCCCCGAUGCGGCAGCAGCUCCUCCUGAAGGCCGCCAUGCGCCGCGCUGCCCGCAGCUUGGACUUUAACUCCGGUGCCGUCGCGGACUCUGGCACGCAUGAGGAUAGGCUCGGGGUGACCAUGAAAUUCUUCCGUUCGUCGGAGCGCGGCUCCGCCACGGGAGUGAGCCAGUGCACGCUCCAAUGCCCCGUUCUUAAGGACCUUGUCGACAAUCCCUACGACUUCACGUCCAAUCCGGGCCGGCGCCUGCGGCUGGUCCGACAGCAUGCCAUUGAUUUGGCCCGCUCCCAUGCCAUCGACGAGCUCAGCCAGCUGCGCAACGACCUGCACAACCUUACGCCAGACCAGGCUUCCCGACGUCGGCAGCGCAACCACCGCCUACUCACCCGUCUGGACCCCGGCCGUGGGUGCGCGAAUUACGCCGUCGGCGACAGCGCCGGCCACGUGAGCACCGACCCCUCCCACAUCGCCCAGGCACUCCGGCACCAUUGGUCGCGAGUUUUCAGCCGCAAGGGUACGGGCCAGACGCUGCGGCAGCGGUGGCUUGCGGACGAAACGGCGCACUUCCCCGCAGCGGACAGGCAGCACGUCCCGGGCGAGGUCGCGCCGUUCGAAUGCUUCCAACGCGCUAUCCGGCGCGCGAAGAACAGCUCUCCAGGCUCCGACGGCAUUCCAUUCCGGGCGUGGCGGUAUCUGGGAGAGUUUGCCGCCCGUGCUCUGUAUAAUGCUUUCCUGGACAUGGUGAGCACCGACGGUUUGAGCCGCCUAGAGACGGACUGGGACGACUUCAACGAGAGCUCCAUGGUGUUCUUACCAAAGAAACCUAGUGGCACCACCCCGGGCGGCAUGGACUUUUACGCGCCUUCCAGCGCGCGGUCCCUCAACAUCACCAACGCGGACAACAGGAUCAUCGCCAGCGCGGUGCGCCUGUGGAUCGAGCCGGCGGUCGCCCCGGGAAUCUCCGACUCCCAGCGUGGCUUCUUACAGGGCCGCCCCAUGUUGGCGAACCUCGUGGACAUCGACGAGACCAUGCUGCAUUUCUCCUUGGACUACGAUGACGCGGCGGCCAUCUUCUUCGACUUCGAGGCCGCCUUCCCCAGUGUCAGCCACUGGGAUGGCCGAGGGAGAUGUUGUAGUUGA